UAUUCGAACAACAAUAUAUGUAUUUCAGGAUUUACUAAGCACAAUAAUGUAUAGGUUAUAUAUAUUCUUGGUAAAUACUUUUCUUUUGCUCGGUGCUACCACGAGCACUCCAUGUGUUGUUAGAAAGUAUGGGAGCGAUUCUUCAGUUUGUGUCUGUAACUCAACAUACUGUGACACUCUAAACAAAACUUUUCCGGGAAAAGGAAAACUACUUGUCUUGACAUCUUCAAUGAGCGGUAAUCGCUUUCAUCAACAAUUUUAUGAUCUUGAAUACCUUCAUGAGAACUUCAAAAAAGAUUCGUCUGUCAAUAUCAUUAUCAACACCACAAAAUUUUACCAGGCAAUCAAAGGUUUUGGUGGUGCUUUAACUGACUCUGCCUCCAUUAACAUCAUGUCUCUUUCAACCAAAUCAAGAGAUAAUUUACUGAAAUCCUACUUUGGCAAAGGUAGUAUUGAGUACAAUCUCAUUCGAAUUCCAAUGGCUGGAUGUGAUUAUUCAACAAGAGAAUAUACUUAUCUAGACAAACCAAAUGAUUUUAACUUGAGCACUUUUGCUCUUGCUAUGGAGGAUAUCAAAUUCAAAAUUCCAUUGCUAAAGCAAAUCUUCUCCAUGACUAUGAAGAAUAUUUCACUUUAUGCAAGUCCGUGGACAGCUCCGGCAUGGAUGAAAACAAGUGGUGAUGAAAUUGGUAUAGGGGGAUUACAAGGUAAAGCUGGUGAUAAAUAUCACAAAACAUGGGCAGAAUAUUUUACAAGAUUUUUUGAUGAAUACAAGAAAGAGGGAAUCAAUUUUUGGGGUGUUACUAUGCAAAAUGAACCAUCUAAUGGUCUGGUUAUAGCUGCUAAAUGGCAAGCAAUGGGUUGGACACCAGAACAACAAAAAGACUUCGUGAAGACUGACUUAGGUCCAAUGCUGGAAAAGAAGGGUUAUGGUAAUAUUAAAUUAAUGAUCCAUGAUGACCAACGUGUAUUUUUACCGGCAUGGCCUAAAGAAGUCUUAUCUGAUCCAAGUGCUGCGAAGUAUGUUUCUGGUAUAGGAGUUCAUUGGUAUUGGGAUUGGCUUAUUGGACCUGAAAAGCUUAAUAUUACUCAUAAUUUAUUUCCUGAUAAAUUUAUUUUGGCUACUGAAGCCUGUGUGAAACAUCCACCUACAGAAUCGAUCGGCAACUGGGAAAUGGGGGAAAAGUACAGCAAUGAUAUUUUGGACAACUUGAAUAACUGGGCUGUAGGAUGGGUGGAUUGGAAUAUGUGCUUGGAUAUGCAAGGAGGCCCUAACUGGGUAAAAAAUUUUGAUAAUAGUCCGAUUAUUGUCAAUGCCACGGCAGAUGAAUUUUACAAGCAACCAAUGUUUUAUCAUCUCGGACAUUUUUCAAAGUAUAUCAAUGAAAAUUCUGUUAGAGUACAUUCACAGUCCGAUCAACAACUGAAGAUCAAAUAUACUGCUGUAUUUAGAAAAGAUGGCUAUACAGUCAUGGUUGUCUUAAACAAGGAAGACACAGAUGUUUCAUUUACUGUUUCAGUACAUGGCUCAUCUAAAAAUGUAAAUUUCAAUGCUGUUGUCCCAAAGCGAUCCAUCCAAACAUAUAUUUGGUAAUAUUAUUAGCUUGAUGUUCUAUUUCAUAAGUUCAUCGAUUCCAUGCAUUUUAUACAAUAUAGCAAAUGGAAAUUAUAUUAUGAUUGUUUCAGACUAAUAAAAUAGACUAUGACAAUAUGAUUUUCUCCUAAUCAAUUUAUAAUAUGUCCAAAUUAUUCUAUAUUAUGCUUCCCAACAUUACACCUUUGAAAUCUUUUUUUGUUUGUUUUUAAACAGUUUUGUCAACAUCAAAAAAAUUGAACUCCUCAUUAUCUUCAUUUUUAUAAUUCUAACAAAAAUUAUUAAUUUUCAUUGUUCAAACAUGAAAAGCAUUUAUUGGUCAUUAUAACACUGCACCAUACUCAGUCGAAGUUCUUCAAUUUCUCAUCAGAAAGUGUACCGGUAAAUGUUCUUACAUCAUUAAGUAUAAGUGAAAUCAAUCUUUUGACAUAGUUUGUUUCACCUGUGUUUGUUACGUUGUAGUAUGUUGAAAAAGAAUGCUUUAUGAAAAGUAAAUCCUGACCUGCCAUAUAUCCUCCCUCACAUAUGAGCUGACCCCCUAAAAAAACUGCUCUAAAACGGUGAAUUUAUAAAAAUUAGCAUAUAAGCCGACCCUACAAAUCUGAACAAGCGAUCAUGUUUAUGACAACCAAUCACAGACUGUUAUCGCUGUCAUAGCGUUUCAAAUGCUGCUUUGCGUGAGAACUUGUAGCUGUUGAAUUAAAGUUAGCAUAAUGUCAUUUCAUUUGAGUGUGAUCAGAGCUUUGUGUGUAUAAGCAAAAUUUUUAGUGCGACCAGAGUUCUGCCGCCCACUUGGUAUGGCAAUUUUGUUUUUGAGUUUUAAACUCAGCUUAUAUGCGAGGAUAUAUGGUGAUUCAGAUUUUUUUUGCAGAACUGUAAAUGUUUGUUUUACAAAUUAUAUUGCUAAACUAUCAUCUUUUUUGCAUACAUUAUAAAUUUUUAUUGGAUGAUGAAAUAUUGCAAACCAGAAUUUUUAUAUAUAGGAAUAUUAAAAUUUUAAUACAUUUGACCUCAAUACAAUGUUUACAUAUGUAUAAAUAUUUUUGAUCAUAUGGAAAGUUAUAUACAUUGUAUGGGUGCUAGUAGUAUGUAAAUGAUCAAAUUACUUUGGAACUCUAUUCUCAAUAAAUAAUGUUGUAACAAAAAUGUACCACAAGUUUAAUUUUAAUACUUGCCAAGUUAGAAUCAUAGGUUUAGUCAAGCUCAGCCAAAAUGGAUUUCAUCAAUUUUUCUGUGAAGUUAACUCUGUAUAUUGCUACUAUCUUUUAUAAGGAAGUGAUUAAAUCUGAUCUGUUCUGUAAUAUUAACCUUUUUUCACAUGUAUGUUAUUGAUUUGUAAGUUAGAAUAUAUUCAUCAUGAAAUCGUCACUGUUAUUUGAUUACCGUAUUUAUUGCAAUAAAGGAAAUAUUGGUUCAAAAAAA
Messenger RNA from Styela clava, 3016 nucleotides. NCBI's taxonomy places the organism in Eukaryota, Metazoa, Chordata, Ascidiacea, Stolidobranchia, Styelidae. The record is from RefSeq and is a predicted model, not a curated record.